UGUAGAGAGAGGGAGAGAGAGAAGGGGGUAUUAGACAGCAUAAAGUUAAAUAAACCAAUAAUUGAAUAGAAAAAAAAGAAGAUUUUGGAGAAAAUAAUCUUUUAUUGGGGGGAGGGAGUACAAGAGUACAAAGUAUCGCAGCAAAUUCAGUAAUGAUAUUGGCACAGAUCUUUAAAUUCUUCUUUACGAGCAGGACAGUAGGCUAAGUUGCGAGUGGCCUCUGCUGCUGCUGCCGCCAUUAAAGACCUCAAUUGGAUCUCUAGUUUUUUUGUUUUUUUUUUUUUCCCCAAUAGCACUUUGAUGUACUGUUACUGUUCCAUUCAUUUUCCAUAGGCAGGGAGGGAAGCAACAAACAGACUUUCUCUCUCUAUAAAAUGUCUAUGUAGAAAGAGAAUUGGAGAGGGGUGGGGGGUUCUGUAAAGUCAUCUGGGGUUUGCCUGGUCAAGUGGGUAUCUAUCACAUAAAGAGACAUAACUCUCAAAAGCUGUGCUGAAGGAGAGAGGAGAGAGAGAGAGAUGGGUUAGGCUGUGGAAUUGGAAUUACUGAGUUUAGGCUUCUGGUUGUGGGUUUGGUUUUUGAUUUGCAGAAUAGUUGGGGGGACGAGGUGGGGGGAUGGAAGUGAAAAAAAUGAAUGGCAGAACUUUUUGGGAGAGGCAGACGAGGCGGCAGCUUCAUCAGCAACAGCAGCAGCAGCAGCAGAAGCAACAGGUUUCAGAGUGGUGGCAGCAGCAGCAAUUGCAGAAGGAAGAAGGAGAGAGAGAGGAGAGAGAAGAUAGAAGAAGCUAUUAAGAUUAGGAAAAAGCACUGCCCGUUUAAAGCUGGAAGAAGAAAAGCAAAACAAUCCGAGUCUGGAUCCUCAAGGAAAUCGCCGUCAUCAUCAUCAUCAAAACCAGAUUCUAAUUUCGAGGCAUGUAGAAGGAAAAGCAGAGGAAGACGACCAAGAUUCUCCGCCCCAUCACCGUCAAGACCGCCACCACCACCAUCAGCAGCAACCACAUCCUUUCAAUGUGCAUCAGAAUCAGCAUCUUUUUCUUCAAAACACUCACCAGGAAGACCAAAAUCUACAGAAUUACUACGCAGUUUUAGAUUCACAGACACAACAACAACAACAACCCCACCAGCAGCAAGCUCCCAAAAAACGUUCUUACUUUCAGCUUCCUCCUCCUCAUCCGGUGGCGGCCCCUGCCGCCUCUUCCUCCACCUUCGCCGAGCAGAGCAUCGAAUAUGCGAGAAAAAUGGGAGAGAGCCACCGCCAAACAUCGACGUCGUCAAGGUUGGGGAUGAGAACCGGAGGCGGCGGUGGGGAGAUUGUGGAGGUUCAAGGAGGCCACAUUGUUCGUUCCACUGGAAGAAAAGAUCGUCACAGCAAAGUUUGUACAGCCAAAGGUCCAAGAGACCGCCGUGUUCGUCUCUCUGCCCAUACCGCUAUCCAGUUCUACGACGUCCAGGACCGCCUCGGCUAUGACCGACCCAGUAAAGCUGUAGACUGGCUAAUAAAAAAGGCCAAGGCCGCCAUUGAUGAGCUCGCCGAGCUCCCUGCAUGGCAUCCGAGCACAGGAAACGCAUCCACACAGCGGGAGGAGCAGCAGAGUCUGAAUGACGAGAACGAGAAUCUACUUUCUGUCCAACGCGAUGUGUUCAAUUCAACCGGUAACCGGAGAGCGACGGUGUUGGGGAGCGACAGUAGAGUUUCAGAGUUUCCUCUGCAAAACUUGCAGCAUAGCCAAAUGGGUGAAGGCCCAAACAGCAGCACCUCUAGCUUUCUCCCACCGUCGCUGGACUCGGAUUCCAUUGCUGAUACAAUCAAGUCGUUCUUCCCCAUAGGCACGGCGGCGGCGGCGGCAGAGACGACUUCUUCGUCGAUUCAAUUCCAGAAUUACCCACAAGAUUUGCUUUCCAGGACGAGUAGCCAGAACCAAGAUCUGCGACUUUCUUUGCAGUCUUUUCAAGACCCAAUAGCUAUUCACCGGCAUCAUCAUGCUCAGCACCAGAGUCAAGGUCAUCAGAAUGAGCAUGUCCUGUUUUCCGGCACCGCCCCAUUAAGCGGGUUUGAUGUGACCAGCGCUGGUUGGUCUGAACACAACAGCCUCAAUCCGGCGGAGAUUAGCCGGUUCCCAAGGAUAACUUCUUGGAACGCAUCUGGUGCAGAAACUGGUAGUGGCGGCGGCAGUGGUCAUGGCGGAGGUGGGAUUAGGAGUGCAGGAUAUGUGUUCAACUCGCCGCAGUUGCCAACUGCACUGCCGCCUUCGCAACUUAUGCAGCCAUUAUUUGGAGAAAACCAGUUUUUUUCUCAGAGGGGACCCCUUCAGUCCAGUAACACACCUUCAAUUCGCGCUUGGAUUGACCCAUCACUUACAGCCAAUGAUCAUCAACAGCAUCAAAUGCCACCAUCAAUCCACCUAUCCUCCUACUCAGGCUUAGGAUUCGCCUCAGGCGGAUUCUCCGGGUUUCACAUUCCAACGCGAAUUCAGGGUGAGGAGGAGCACGAUGGCAUUUCAGACAAGCCAUCCUCUGCUUCCUCUGAUUCUCGCCAUUGAUUUUAUCGAAAUCCCAAGAUUUUCUCUUUUACAGACCGUUUUGUUAUUGCAGGUGUGCAUCUUCAAUUAGAAAAGCCAAGGUUAGCAGCACCAGCGUCAAGCCACCGCAUGGAUUUCAAGAGGCAGAAUUUUGGGUCGUUUUGUUUCAAUGGCCUUUACCAUGGAAGUAGUGAAUCUGAGUACCUUUUCAGGUCUUAUGGUCCAUGGUUUAUUUAAGCUUCUGUCAGUUGUUUAUGUUAAAAAAAAACCUCUCAGGUCUAAUCUUUGAUGAAUCUCUUCGAUGGAAUUGUCUUUCUUAUUUGUUUCUGUAGCAAGACUAUGAUUAUUCUGAUUACUUUUUUUAAAUCGAUAUUUCAAUUUUAGUU
Benincasa hispida (wax gourd) is the source of this 2902-nucleotide messenger RNA. RefSeq names its product transcription factor TCP3. Gene Ontology annotation, cellular component: nucleus. NCBI's taxonomy places the organism in Eukaryota, Viridiplantae, Streptophyta, Magnoliopsida, Cucurbitales, Cucurbitaceae. Gene Ontology annotation, molecular function: DNA-binding transcription factor activity; sequence-specific DNA binding. The record is from RefSeq and is a predicted model, not a curated record.